CGCAACCCCGGGGCGGCUGUGCGCGGUGCGCGGUGCGUGGCCGCGGCGCGUGGUGGGGACGCGUGGCGGGAGAGGCCCCGCCGUGGGGCUGCGUCUCCCGAGUGCUGGACCAAGAGCUCCUCCCCCUGGGCCUCAGUUGCCCCACGGACACCGCAGGCCGUUACCGUUCAGCCCUUCUGCCAGUCUGGGCGCGGGUGGUGGGUGACGGUGUCUCGGCGACUGCGACAGGACGAAGGGGGCUCGGAGUUUUCCGCCGCCCCCCCCACCCCCGCCCCGGUUCCCAGACGGGAUGUUCGUCCUGGUGGAGAUGGUAGACACCGUGCGGAUCCCCCCGUGGCAGUUUGAGAGGAAGCUCAAUGACUCCAUCGCCGAGGAGCUGAACAAGAAGUUGGCCAACAAGGUUGUGUACAACGUGGGACUCUGCAUCUGUCUGUUUGACAUCACCAAGCUGGAGGAUGCCUAUGUGUUCCCCGGGGACGGCGCAUCACACACCAAGGUGCAUUUCCGCUAUGUGGUGUUCCAUCCAUUCCUGGAUGAGAUUCUGAUUGGGAAGAUCAAAGGCUGCAGCCCAGAGGGAGUGCACGUCUCUCUAGGGUUCUUUGAUGACAUUCUCAUCCCCCCGGAGUCACUGCAGCAGCCAGCCAAGUUUGAUGACACAGAGCAGGUGUGGGUGUGGGAGUAUGAGACGGAGGAAGGCGCACAUGACCUGUACAUGGACACUGGUGAGGAGAUCCGCUUCCGGGUGGUGGAUGAGAGCUUUGUGGACACGUCCCCCACGGGGCCCAGCUCGGCCGAGGCCACCUCCUCCAGUGAAGAGCUGCCAAAGAAGGAGGCUCCAUACACACUUGUGGGAUCCAUCAGCGAGCCAGGCCUGGGCCUUCUCUCCUGGUGGACCAGCAACUAGUCUGCAGCUCGACAGUGGACCUCCUAGCAGACCCCACCCCAGCCCUCAGUGGGGUGGUGCAGCCACUGUGGAGACGGUAGCCGUGGAGGCAGGAGUGGAGGUGUCUCUGCUUGCUGGAGCUGGACGGGGUGGGAGCCAGGAGUCCCCUACCAUCCUGGCCCUGCUCCUUCUCCUGGAGCUACCCUGGGAGUCCUGCUGUCCCCAAGGACUUCAGGCUUUCAGGACAGCAAAAACAUUUAAUAAAUAAUGUUUAUUAUUUAUUAAAUAAACAGUAGGGAAGGGACAGCAGCUUCAGUAGGGAAGGGACAGUCAAUGUAGUGAUCUAAGGUCACUGAAUUGCCACAGCUGGGACAGCACAUCCUUCCUCACCCCAAAUCACUUGCAGAGAUGAUCUUUCCCAACCCUACAAAAUGGCAGGACUUGAAGUUGGGAGAGACCCAGGCUGCCUCAGGUGGGCUUUAGGCUGGCCAAACUGUGACAUAAGUAAUAUGGGGAGUCAGGCUGGCCUGGGGUAGCUGCCUGGGGCCCUGAAGUUAAGGAGCAACCACCUCACCAGCCAGUGAAGAAGGGGGAUGGCCCCUGAACUCAGCCAAACUGGGCUUUGCUGGCCCAAGGUGGUGGGGGUGGUGACCACACUUGUCCCAUCUGCACCCCCUUCACACCACAGUACAGCAGGAAGCCUGGGGACAGCUGUCACUCAGACCUUGGCUACUGCCACAAGCACCCUGUGGGUGUGCUGGCGGCUCCCAGGUCUGGGCACCACGUUGUUUAUUCAGCAGAACAGCUUUGCCAGGUUCCUCAUGCCCCUUAUCCCACUUCUGCCGGCCCUUCAUGGAACGUGCCUCCUGCCCUGGCCUUUUCGCCUCACAGUGGGGCACCAGAGGGUGGAGAUGCUGGGCCCAGUGGGCUCCUGGCCUACCAGAGAAGCUACAGGAAGGGGGGGCAGGGCUGCCCCGCAGGUGGAAGUGGGCUGGGGAAGGAGAUGAUGGGCAGUCUUUUCUGCCACGGCUCAUGUCUCUGCUGCAGUGAUGGGUCCAGUUGUGGCCAUGGCUAUCGGGUCUCCACUGACCUUGGCUAAAAAGACCUUCCCUGAACCCUGGAGUUGAUAACAAACAGCACAGACACUAACCACUCACACACAAGAAUAGUCAUUGAAUUUGGAUUCUUAUUUUCCGUGUGAGAAAAAAAGGUUCUCUAAAUCCUUCAGCCACCAGUGAAAUGAUCAGGCCGGAGAAAAACUUUAGACGAGAGUCUUAUAAUCAAAAAUAAAUACAGUUGCAUGGAGUUGCUUAAGAUCAAAACCAAACUAAAAAUGAG
Messenger RNA from Cynocephalus volans (Philippine flying lemur), 2221 nucleotides. RefSeq names its product RNA polymerase III subunit H (gene POLR3H). Gene Ontology annotation, cellular component: RNA polymerase III complex. The record is from RefSeq and is a predicted model, not a curated record. The coding region runs from base 290 to 904 and encodes 204 amino acids. Gene Ontology annotation, biological process: DNA-templated transcription; transcription initiation at RNA polymerase III promoter. Lineage: Eukaryota; Metazoa; Chordata; Mammalia; Dermoptera; Cynocephalidae. The transcript is spliced from 6 exons. Gene Ontology annotation, molecular function: DNA-directed RNA polymerase activity; DNA binding.